Molecule: messenger RNA, 1122 nt
Organism: Pteronotus mesoamericanus
Lineage: Eukaryota; Metazoa; Chordata; Mammalia; Chiroptera; Mormoopidae
Gene: FAM187B
Product: family with sequence similarity 187 member B
Exons: 2
Coding region: 1-1098 (365 amino acids)
Source: RefSeq, a predicted model, not a curated record
AUGCUGACCACCCUGUGGCUGCUGCUCAGCUUUGUGGUCCCACUGCCAGGGUUCUAUGUUUCCAUCAGCUGUCCCCAUGGCAAGCAGUGCCAGCGGGCCCUUCUUUCCAACAAUGAUGUCCUUCUGUACUGCAACUCCUCUGGGGCACAGUGGUACUACUUCCUGCAAGAUGGGACCAACUGGUCCAGCCCUGCCUUCAGUGUUUCGAACAUAGAAACAAUGCCUGAAGGCGGCAUUCUCAUUAGAAAUCCAUUGCCAUCCCAGACAGGCUUCUACAACUGUAUUGACAAGGAAGGCAUCCAAGUGGUACAGUAUGAGAUUGACUUCCAGGAUGUGAGCACCCUGCACAUUACGCACAGAGAUCUGGGCCAAAAGCCCUUGCAGAAUGAGACCCUGAGACUUGGCCACAAGGAGCUCAUCUUCACCCACUGGGACCCCUGGCAGGACUGUAACCGCUGUGGGGAGCCAGGUGAACGGAAACGCCUAGGGUACUGCUACAUCCAGGAACCCCUGGAGAAGCCCAUACCCUGCUCAAUCUACCUGGGUAGUGCUCGUCUUCAGACCAGGCGCAUGCGGCCUGAGAUGCAGAUAGAAGCCUGCUAUAUCCAAUGUAAAACAUCAGAUGUGGAGAACGUUAUUUUUGACAGCUUUGAGCUCAGUGAGGAGUCAGGAUCUGCGUGGCUCACUUGCCCCUUAGGAUCGAUCUACAGGCCCAUCAUCUGGGAAUCCGACAGCACACCCCUGACCUGGCAGGGCCAGCUCUCUGGCCAGGACGUGAGCACUGUCCUGGACCCCUCCAGUGGCGGCAGGCGACUGCAGGUCUUCCAGCCAGCCAUUUACAGGUGCUUCGUGCAGCAGGAGUUCAUGGCUCGAUUCAACCCCAGGCCCAAUUUGGAUACUCUGGAGGUUCUGCGGAGAGAGGAAGCUAGACAACAGCAGGAAGCAGAGGAGGCUUGGAAGGGGAAGGAGGACUCUGUCCUCCAGGGGCUAAAACUGAUGUUGCUGGUGGGCACUGUCCUUGGCCUGUUUGGGGUGCUGCAGAAGCUCUUCUGCCCUUCACGGAGUAGAAGAAGCAAUCAGGUGCUACUGGUGAAAUAAAGUGAGCCCACAGUGCUCAGGAGA